Molecule: messenger RNA, 6670 nt
Organism: Porites evermanni
Lineage: Eukaryota; Metazoa; Cnidaria; Anthozoa; Scleractinia; Poritidae
Source: the annotation of a GenBank genome assembly
AUGAUGCAUCAACUCGGACAGCAGGUUAGUAUAUGCCAUCGUAGUUCCUGUAUGUAAGACAUAUCUGCUUUUUUUUAGCGAUUUCAAGCCGGCAAUGAAUACCGUGUGCGUUAAAUUCUUGCCAUAUUUUGAAAGCGCAUCAAUAAUAAAGGCAAACGCAGUUUAUUUGUGUUCUAUUAGAGGGAAGCGAAAGUUGCUCAAGUUUUAUUAGAACAAGUGGUAAAUUGAACCUAUUAAUAGCUUUAUGUGAACUUAUAACGAAAGUAAACGCACCUGCAGAAUCGUUAAAAGGAUCUAUGGUAUAUUUAAGUAAAAUUGCUACUGAAUGUUAACGUGAAAAAUUUUAAGCUUAUAUUUGUUCAUUAACCACCUUUUCAUCUCUUUCCUUCCUUUUCCUUGUUUAGCCGUAGCUUUGUUUAAAGCAGGGUAGAAAAAAUCCAAAUAUGCCAAACUUUCCUUGCUCUUUUCGACCAGUAGUGUGAGUUCUUAAUUAUGUCCCUUUUGAAUUUAACCAAUGAAAGAAGGAUGAAGGAGACAAGGCCAAUGGCUUAAUGUCGCUGCCCAAUGAUACGAUCAUCUGAACUGAGGCAAGAUCUUAAGUCACUGCUAGCAGGAUUUCACCAGUUUUUUAAAGACCCUGAUUGUUGGUCAGAUCGGGGGAUGAACCCAUGACCUCUUACUUGGCAGACUGGCACUCUACUGAGCCUACAGGGCAAUGGCGGCUGACCUGGUAACGGAAAUCCUGAGCGAUCAUAUUCUUAUUGCUCAUGACCUUCCUGAUUGAUUAAGCAUUGAUGAUAGAGGCAAAGUUUGUUAAUAAUAACUAUUAAUGGGCUUAAAAGGUUAACUGACCUUUGAAAUGUACACCAGGAUUUAAAUAUCUCUGCAGGUAUCACCAUUUCCCAUUCUUAGUAAUAAUUAAUGAGCUAUAAUAUUAUUAUUUUGUUACUUUUGAUUACAGAGAGGGUUUCCUCAUACUCAUCCCUCACAGUCAUCAGGGUUAUCUGAGAUGGAAAGAGAGAAGAUUUAUUCCUGGGUUCUUGAGCUUUCCAGUCCAGAUACAAGAGAACAUGCUCUUCUAGAACUCAGGUAUUUUGUAACACAGGUCAUAAAUACACCAUUAAUUUCCAAGCAAAAUACUUGAGGCAGCAAGUUUCACUGUUAAUUACAAAUAAGGAUAUCUCCCUGUUUAGAACUUAGAGUGUAUACCAAUGAUUUUUGAAUUUUUUUUUAACUUUUACUUACUUCUUAAGAUGUUAAGUGCAUUGUUGAUCUCUUCCUUUUCUAUUCUUGUAGCAAAAAGCGAGAAGUAGUCCCUGACCUGGCACCCAUGCUUUGGCAUUCAUUUGGUAAGAAAGCUACUACAGAAAAGGUGUUUAGUACUUAAGAUAAUUAAUUAGUUGUUCAGUCUGUGUUGCUUCCCACUGGUGUAAAGUGAGUUUCACUGACCAGUCACAUCUCUUGAAUAUGGUGGGGAUUUUGAACUUAUGGGACUAUUAAUAAUUUGGAAGUCAAUUAAAGUGGUCAGGUAUACAAGAGGACUUUCAUGUUAAUAAUUUUAUUGCAUAUCUUAUUAUCUAGUGUUCUCAAACCACACUAUUAAAGACUCGUUGCCUUUAAUAUUUUUUAUCACGCAAUAAAUAAAAUUAUUGAUAAUAAUAAAUAUUUAUUAAGUUUUAUUAAUAUAUAAUCAUUCAUCAUUUCAACUCAGUGUGUGAGAUGGGCCCUUUGUCUGAGGUGCCAUACUUCCUAUUUCCAUGUAUUAUGGUCAGCCUGAUCAUGAUUUUAUGUGGAAUUUUCCCUUGUAGGAACCAUUGCGGCAUUAUUACAAGAAAUAGUGAAUAUUUAUCCAGUGAUCAACCCUCCAAAUCUUACAGUAAGUUACCAGUUAUUUACAUGUAUUAUAAUGUAUUAUAACAUGGAUAGUAAAUCAUGGUUACUUGUAAUACCCUAUAAUUAUGUAGUUUCCAUAAAACAAUAAUUAUAUAAUUAUUACCUAUUCUGUUCUUGUAUUAAAAUCCCCUAGUAACAGUUAAAUGCACAUAAGUCUUUUCCCGAUAUCUGACUGACCUUUCUCACCUGAUUUUUUAUUUUUGUUAUUUUCAUGGACUAACAUACAUGUAUAUUAUUUUAUUUAGCAAUAUCUAUAAUUUUAUGUAGUGCUGAGUAAGUGAAGUGUGUUUGCAACUUGCAGGCUCACCAAUCCAAUCGUGUUUGUAAUGCACUAGCCUUACUACAGUGUGUGGCUUCCCAUCCUGAAACUAGAUCUGCAUUCCUACAAGGUAAUUGCAGGCUACGUCAUACAGUAUCAUCAGAUUGUGUUAUUUUUUACUGCAUAGCUAUGGAGUAUAAAAAAAGGAGAAUUGACUCCUGGCCAAUACUGAUAUGUACCAAUAACGCCAGUGUUCGACACUAAUUUUCCUGCUAACUUGCCCUCUGGGCAACUAUGUCUCUAGUGUUACUUGCCGAGUGUAUUUUUUGGUUGCCCAAAAAAUUCUCUUUGCCUAUAAAGUAGGCACUGUUGAAAAGCCUUUGCAGUUUUUCGUUGUCUUGUGCAUUCACAUUUCGUAGCACUGUUCUCAUAGGUGCGGCACCUGGGUUUUCCCGAGCAGAGCUUGCUUCAAAACACUUGAAGUGAGUUUUACUUUUAGCAUGGGCCUGAAUGGUAGUACGCCUAAAGGCACCAUUUCCAAUGAACAGGGAGCUAGAUUUCUCAGCAAUUUCGGGAAAAGAACAGCAAAUUUUACACUUCAUGGUGUUCUUUUCUUCAUCGUGUACAAGCCAAGGAAAGUCGCGCUCCUAUGACGUUUGGUAUUUUCGAUCUCGUUUGCUUUUCCCAGCGAAGACUUCUGGUUGAGAUUCAGCUUUUCUUUUGUCUCCUGGUUCCUUAAGCUUUGUAGAAUUUAACUGUUGUGUUGCUUGGAUGUCCUCCCUUUUAGUGACUGUGUCCAGUGACUUCAGCGUAAAACCAAAACGAAAUAAACUCAUGGCUGCUCAUCAUGGCAAGUACGUGAGAAGACUGGGUACAAACUUACCCAUGAAUACUUGCUUGUGAAGAAAAACAUGGCGAAAAACAAAAUACUCAAUGUAUCGGCGUAAGGACCCAUCACUGUACUUGUUUUUCAUUUUCCUUCUAUGUUCUCCUGACUAAAAUUUCAAAAGAGGGAGCAGGUGAUUUUGAUGCAGCUGUUGGAUUUUAUUCUUGUUCCAGUGGCUUGAGUGUUAUCCUUAACCACUUGCCCAAACGGGCAACCUGUGCAGCUUACACACUUGCCCAAUGCAUAAUUCUACUUGCCCUGGGCAAGUGGGCAAGCGUUAGUGUCGAACACUGGUAAUGCUCCCCAAAUAAAGACAUUUUUUAUCCAUCACAGGAGAAUAGAUUAUUAUUAUAGUACCAAAUAUACAGGUAGUUAACAAUUUACACAAAAAUGAAAAAAUAGCUGGCAUUUAUAAUUUUCUCGUGUCAAUACUGUAUUUACUCAAAAGAGCUUAUUGCUUAUUCAAGGGGGUAGUUACAGAGUACAUUAUACUGUAGGAUAAAACUUCCUACAUGUAUUUGCAAAAUCCGUUGUGCACAAUCUUUCUCUUUCUCUCUCUCUCUCUUUUUCAAAAAAUGACAAAACUAGUCCAGGGAGAAUGUAGUUUUUAGGCCUGUAUCCCUUCUAGAUCCAAAUUAGUAACAACAUUAGAAAUCAACAAGCUCUGCAUUGUUGCUUGGAGGGUGCAGUGCCCAUUGAUAUUUUUGCUCCGCAAAAUAUUGUGCUUAUUUAGGUGCCAUGCAGUACUCAUUUAUUCAAGGGCAGUCAUUAAUGUGCUAACAUUCCAAUUGAAAGUCAAGUUAAAGAACAAUCAAUGUUGAAGUUAUUGCUACCUGCACUAUUAAUUCCUCAUCCUUGUUAACCUUCGAUUAAUUUGUUUUAUUCCUCCAGCACACAUCCCUCUUUUCCUGUAUCCAUUUCUUCAUACAACAAGUAAAACAAGACCAUUUGAAUAUUUACGACUGACCAGUCUGGGAGUUGUAGGAGCAUUAGUCAAAGUAAGUCACUUCAUUAUAUUCUACAGCAAGGAAGAAUCAUUUUGCUGAUCAGUGGUUUCUCAUUGGUGGUAUUUUCAAAUGUUUUGCUUUUUCCAGACUGAUGAAGCAGAGGUUAUCAAUUUCCUCCUCACAACAGAAAUUAUUCCUCUUUGCUUGAGAAUUAUGGAAUCUGGAAGUGAACUCUCAAAAACUGUAAGUUGCAUUGAGAGCUCUUAGUGUUACAGUUGUAUUUGACCCUUUAGGUCCAGUCACAUCCUGUUUGAAGAGGCAGAAUGUUGAUAAUCAGACACCAGCUACUCAUUAACACAAAAAAACAGUCUCCUGAAUAAUCUUUUGUAUUGUAUUGUCAUAGAUGCUUUGUAAUUUUUGUUAAAAACAGAAACACACAACUACUCAAAUAAUUUUGUGCAAUAAAUGGUUAGACACUUUAAAAACUAAAUUUGGAGACAGAAACUGUACAACAACAUGUAGAUGACUGUGCACUGGGUAAAACUGUUUGAAAUAAUUAUCAAAAUUAGUUUCUGUAUGUGGCUUUUUUUGCCAUAUUUGUGUGAGGGAGGGAAGGAGUGGGAGGGGUAUUAGUAAAGGUGAAACUUAUCAGGCUGAUAGUAGAUCUGUCCAUAAUGACGAAUUAAAAUAUCACUGACUGCUUCUCAUUAUUAAGCAGUGCUUUUUUCUUGCUUCAGGUAGCCACAUUUAUCUUACAAAAAAUUCUGCUGGAUGAGACUGGGCUAUCUUAUAUAUGUCAAACAUAUGAAAGAUUUUCUCAUGUAGCUAUGAUUCUGGUAAGAUAAAUUAGUGGAAUUGAAAAUACAGUCAACUCUUGCCUUGUGGACACCCCGCUAUAACGGACACCCUGAUAAUACAAACAGCAGCUAAAUCCCAGGAAAAAAUAAAUUACAGGUGUUUAUCGAAUGACUGAAGCAAGCUCCCGCUAUUUCUGCCAGUAGCUAAGGGUCUGUAUAGUGUCCGCUAUAAAGGGAGUUGACUGUAAAGAGUAAAUUGACUGCUUAUUGGCUAAUGGUUUUGUACACAAAGAAAUCAGAAUAGUCAAGUUGUGAAUUACAUAAUUAUCUUAGAAGUAGUGAGCAAAGUUAUGGAGAUGUCUAAAACCUCUUUUAGAUUGUGUCACUGGACUUAGAGCAGUUUUUUUGCCCAGGGUGACUGGUUCCAAAAUAAUAGUGAGCUUAAGCAACGAGAUCACUGACAUCCCAGACAUCAUGAACAGCAACCAGAAGUUUGAUGCCUCGCUUGAUGAAACGCUUCUGUCUCACACAAUGAAUCUGAAUGCCUUUGUUUUAACUCCCACUGUACCAAUUUUCUGACUCAGAGCAGUGAAAGAGAGAAAAGAUCAACUUCUGGUUGCUAUUUUUGACCUCUGGGACAUCAACAUUCUCGUUGCUUAAGUUUCCUAUUAUAUUCAACUACAACUUUGGUUAAGCUUAAACAGACAAAGAGUGAUCUUAGCUGUAUUGUUGAACGCCUUCUCACUCAGUAUAAAUAAUUGCAAGACUAUGUGAGUGAUUACAUAAAUUCAGUAAUCUUAUUCCUUUUAUUGUAAUGCCUGACAUAGUGGACUUUUUGUAUCCUUCUCUGUUUAGGGGAAGAUGGUUCUUGCUCUUGCAAAGGAUCAGUCAGCAAGACUGCUGAAACAUGUCGUAAGAUGCUACCUUCGCCUCUCUGACAAUCCCAGGUGUGUUGAUUAACAUAUCAGCUGAACACUGAGAUUAGCUAAUGACCUAUUCAGCCAUUUGCUUACAAAUUAGUAAUGUUAAAUGUUGAUUAAUUUGAAAAAUGUUGGGAAAAACUGUAUUUUAAGAGAUAUGAGUGGAAUUUUUACUAACAAAAUAGACAGUAUUUUCUGUAAUUUACACAGUGGUGUUUCUUGCUUAUGCAUUGUUGUGAACGGUGGAUAUAAAUAAAAAUAAGAAUAGAAGACUAAGUUUCCAUGAAAGCUACUUUGAUAGGUAAAUGGUAGCCCAUUUUUUAGUCCUGUAUUUGUAUGUUAUGUUAGAUUUGUAUCAAUGUUAAACUACCUACCUACCAAACCACCCCUGCCAAAUUGGUGGUGGUUAGGGGGGGGGUGUAGGGGGAGGGUUUUGAGCAGCCCAGUUCCCUUGGCCCCACUCUCCCUGUUAACUUGAUUGAAUGAUAUUUGUAAUAACGAGGAUUUUUAAGUCACUUUAACUAUUGCAUUUUGUUACAGUUUGUGCUGCUAAAUUGUAUUUUAAACGUGAUGGUAAAGUGAACUUGCUUUCUUUUGUCUACUAACAAGGGCCCGUGAGGCUCUUCGACAGUGCCUUCCUGACCAACUUAAGGAUGGAACAUUUUCAAACUGUUUGAAGGAUGAUGCUUCUACAAAGAGAUGGCUGAGCCAGUUAAUGAAGAAUUUACAAGAUCCCACCUUAGCUGAUCCUAGGGGAAUACCUCUACCACCUUGACAAUAUUAUUUUCAUAGAAAUUGAGACAGUGUACUUGCAUGAAUGAUACCAUGUACAUACUGAAAAAUUUUCUGUACUUUCCCCCUCCAUUUGAAGAUUCUGAUAUCAUUUGCAGUGCUCACUCUUUGGUAGUACCAUAAUUUAGUAAAGUCUAGCUUGUACAAAGUAUCUUUUGAACGUAAAAACGGAAGAG